Molecule: messenger RNA, 1471 nt
Organism: Drosophila yakuba
Lineage: Eukaryota; Metazoa; Arthropoda; Insecta; Diptera; Drosophilidae
Product: brachyurin
Exons: 3
Coding region: 585-1400 (271 amino acids)
Biological process (GO): proteolysis
Molecular function (GO): serine-type endopeptidase activity
Source: RefSeq, a predicted model, not a curated record
AGACCAGUGGGAUUACUAUACCAAGAUCGCACAAAAAACAGUUCACUUGAAUUGGGAUCCACCCAAUGAAUCACGGCAAACUAAAAGCGUACGCACGUGAGAUGGUUAUUCAUUUUCAGUCUAAGUAGUGCAUUAAACUUUAAAUCUUAGCACAUGGGGUCACGUAAUUACUAACUAAUUCCCUGUUCUCGAUUGCCUUGAUAUCAGUACUUAGAAUAUGCGAUUGAUGGGUCUUCACUGAUAUCGCUAUCUCCUGUAGGUGCAACACCCGUUUUUUAGUUGGCCAAUAAUGUGUAACAUACUUUUGAGUUGUAGUUCCCUUAAAGUAAGCUUUUAUUUCAAUUUAAGAGUAAGUACCGCCUUAAAAAGUUUUUUGAAUGAGUGCUCCUAUCGGGGAGCCGUGAUUAAUGAAAGCAAAACAUAUGUACUCAAAAGUAUUUCGGUAAUCAAGUGGCGUUCUGAUGAGUCCGAAGUGAUAACUCAUAAUCAGGCAUUACUUUAGAGAUUAACCAAUUGAGGGGCCAUAAAUCCCCAUUCAGGUGGAUGGACUGCGUCAGUGGUGCGAAUAGUUGACUCUGCAAAGCAUGCAACUCAGUACGAUUUCAGUUGUUCUGCUAAUCUUAGUGCAGCGAAGGUCGAUCUCUGGCCUGGAUCUGGGUCAUGGCAUCGGUGGCCGAAUCGCUGGCGGGGAGUUGGCCCGUGCCAAUCAGUUUCCCCAUCAAGUGGGACUGAGCAUUGAGGAGCCCAACGACAUGUUCUGCUGGUGUGGCGCUAGUCUGAUCUCCGAGAGAUAUCUGCUAACGGCAGCACACUGCGUUGAAAAGGCGGUUGCCAUCACCUACUACUUGGGUGGAGUGCUGCGACUUGCCCCUCGCCAGCUCAUUCGAGCGAGUAAUCCCGAUGUGCAGCUGCACCCUGAUUGGAAUUCCCAAACCUUGGAGAACGACAUUGCCCUGGUACGGUUACCCGAGGACGCCCUGCUCUGCGAUUCCAUAAGACCCAUCCGGUUGCCUGGAAUCUCAGCGAGCCGAAACAGCUACGAUUAUGUUCCGGCCAUCGCUUCCGGUUGGGGCCGCAUGAAUGACGAAUCUUCUGCAAUAUCCGAUACCCUGCGCUAUGUGUCCCGCUUUGUGGAGUCCAACGAAGACUGUGCAUACUCCUACGCGAACAUAAAACCCACCAACAUCUGCAUGGACACCACGGGAGGGAAGUCCACCUGCACCGGGGACUCUGGAGGACCUCUGGUCUACAACGAUCCUACGCAAAAUACGGAUGUUCUGAUCGGCGUUACUUCCUAUGGCAAAAAGUCGGGCUGCACUAAUGGAUACCCAUCGGUUUUCACACGCGUCACCGCCUAUUUGGACUGGAUAGGCGAGGUGAGCGGAGUUCUCUAUUCGUAGGAAUGGAGGAGCCUCGAUGGCUGAUCAAACAGUGCUGGGCACUGCAAUUAAAUUAAAUGUUGAGCAUUUUA